Molecule: messenger RNA, 351 nt
Organism: Stereum hirsutum FP-91666 SS1
Lineage: Eukaryota; Fungi; Basidiomycota; Agaricomycetes; Russulales; Stereaceae
Exons: 4
Coding region: 1-351 (116 amino acids)
Biological process (GO): regulation of transcription by RNA polymerase II
Cellular component (GO): nucleus
Molecular function (GO): RNA polymerase II cis-regulatory region sequence-specific DNA binding; zinc ion binding; DNA-binding transcription activator activity, RNA polymerase II-specific
Source: RefSeq, a predicted model, not a curated record
AUGCAGCUCAAGGGCGAGAUCAUCGACUUCGAGUUCACUCUCGGCGGCGACGUCGACCACAGGAAACGCCGCAGAAACCGCACGACCCAGUCAUGCCUCAACUGCCACACCUCAAAGCGCAAGUGCGACCGCAAACGGCCUUGUUCGAGGUGCAUACAGCUCGGCCUGACCGGACUGUGCGUGUACGAGAUCGACGACCCCGCGUUGAGAGACGACCCGAACGUAGAUGAACCUACCCGUCUGCGCAACCGCAUCGCAGAGCUCGAGUCCCUCGUCCGCGAGCUCAGAGGUAUUGCUUAUUCAUUUCGCGCCACACUCCCACUCUGCAACGUGUUUUCGCUCAUAUAUUAA